AUGGAGUUUGAUCAACAUACUGGUAGCUCUACUGAUCCAGAAGUAGAAGAUGCUACAGCAUAUCAAAGGCUGAUUAGUAAAUUAUUGUACUUAACAAUUACCAGACCUGGCAUUUAUUUUAGUGUGCAAGUUUUAAGUCAGAUCAUGCAACAUCCUAAAGCUUCACAUUGGAAGGCAGCACUGAGGAUUUUGAGAUAUGUCAAAAAAUCCCCAAGACUUGGAGUUUUGCUCAAGAGGGUGACUGGUUCUACAGAGCUUACUGGAUACUGUAACUCAGACUGGGCCUCAUGUCCUAUUACAAGACGAUCAAUCACCGGUUACAUGAUAAAAUUUGGAAAUUUCUUGGUUUUCUGGAAGUCCAAAAAGUAG
Messenger RNA from Solanum dulcamara, 369 nucleotides. RefSeq names its product secreted RxLR effector protein 161-like. NCBI's taxonomy places the organism in Eukaryota, Viridiplantae, Streptophyta, Magnoliopsida, Solanales, Solanaceae. The transcript has a single exon. The coding region runs from base 1 to 369 and encodes 122 amino acids. The record is from RefSeq and is a predicted model, not a curated record.